UUUUAAUAGUGUAGAUUAUUUCUUAACUCCAAAAAUUAAGAGCCAAAGCAAUCCAAGCUACAAAAAGGACACGUAAACUUGUCACUUACCAUACAAAAACAAAAGGCAAAUUCACCAAACAAUAAACUUAAGUCGACGUGUAACCCAAACUCCCACCCGAUUUUUUCUCUUUACAUAACCCCAAGCAGUACAUAUUAUCAACACCGAGUCUCAAACAAACACACACACACAUUUCUCUUCAAUUUUUCUUCUUCCAAGAAUCUGAAUCUACUUUGCUUUCAAACAUGAAGAACAUCGACGAUACUACGUCUCCAAUGACCCGUGUUAUCGAUCCAUCUCAACCUCCAUCCGACCAAAGCCAACAAGAACCAAGUUUGACCAACGAGGCUUCUUCUGUUUCCGACAAGAAAGAUCAAGCUUUACCUGAAGAGAAACCGAAACAGAAUCAAGAAAACGAGAGAGCGGUCACGGGGAGAGAGAAGCUAAAGCAUCAUCGGAGAGAGAUGGCAGGAAGAGUUUGGAUACCGGAGAUAUGGGGACAAGAAGAGCUUCUUAAGGAUUGGAUCGACUGUUCGACGUUUGAUACGUGUCUAGUCCCUAACGGGAUCUCGUCGGCACGUGCGGCUCUCGUAGAAGAAGCUAGACGAGCUGCUUCAGCUUCUGGUGGGUUACAUAAUCGUUGCUUGAUCUUACGCUGAAUUUUUUAAUAUAGUAACAUAUAAAUGUGGUUUUAGCAAAAACAAAACAUAUAAAUGUGGUUCUUGUUCCGCAAUAUAUAUUAUAAUAGAAGACACUAUUGGUAUAUUGUUUAUAUAGAGUCUUUUUCAUAUUACUCAUAGUUUUAGAGAACAUUGCCAAUUGUUUUAGUGUAUUUCGUUGCCUGUAUUGGUAGAGGUGGAUAUUGAACGUAUAUUAUAUGAAUUUUAUGAUAGUUUGGGACC
Molecule: messenger RNA, 941 nt
Organism: Brassica napus (rape)
Lineage: Eukaryota; Viridiplantae; Streptophyta; Magnoliopsida; Brassicales; Brassicaceae
Product: protein BIC1
Exons: 1
Coding region: 285-698 (137 amino acids)
Biological process (GO): blue light signaling pathway
Source: RefSeq, a predicted model, not a curated record